AAAUGUAUAGGAUUGCAGAAGAAAUUCAUAUAAAGACUUUCACAUACUUUGGACCAUUCUGCGUAGGUAUUGGAACUGGAUAUUUGCUGUUAAAGCUUCCUAAAGUUAAACUUGGGUUGAUAUCCAAACUCAUUGGUUGGUGCUGUUCUUGUGUGUUUGGAAUAUCUGCGCUUUAUGGCACGCACAGGUGGAAUACGGGACAGUUUCCAUCUACAGAAGUGACAGCAACGUAUGCCGCCUUGCACAGGACAACAUUUGUCGUCGCCUUGGCUUGGGUAGCUUUCGUAUGCGUCACUGGGAAUGCAGAUCUAUUUUCAUCUAUUCUGAAAUUCCGUCCAUUUGUCCUAGUAAGCCGAUUGACUUUCAUGGCGUACCUUGCCCAAGGUCCUGUAAUUUGGACUCGAUAUGGAUCUUUGAAAGAACGUAUAUUCUACAGUCAUUUCAAUAUGCUCUACGAAUACAUGGGAAAUGUGAUAUUAUCACUGGCAAUUGCUUUUGCUGGACAUUUAUUGGUGGAAGCUCCAUUUGCGAACCUGGAACGACUGCUCUUUUCUAACAUGCGGACUAAUAGCAGAGAGGAAACACCCACUAAUCUUUAUCAAGUGAAAACAAGCACUGAAACGUCCUCUAAAAUCCACAAUCCAACUCUAAAAAGUCAUAGUAAAAGCACUGAACAAACAUGACAUCGAUUUUGAUACAGAUGAUAUUUUCAUUAUACUCAUUAAGCUUUUCGAACUGAAGUAAUUCAGUUAACUACUGAAGAGUUAAACAGUAGUCCAAUAAGCUUAGCCAUUAUAUACGAAAAAUCUCAAGAAAUACCAAAGGAAAGCACGUGUGAGUGGACUGAUAUUCAUAAGCCCCAUUUUCCCAUGAAUUCCAUGUUCAUAAAUAGUACAACGCCCAUUUCAUGUAUAUAACUAUGACAAGUUAUACAUGGUGGGUAUUUUUCAUUUCUAGAGAUUGAAUAAAAACAAGUGGUUAAAUUAUCUCAUCGAGCUUUUAUUUAACAAAAUAAAAUAAUAUAAAAAUAAUAUCGUCGACAUGCUUAUAUUCGUAUCUUCGAUACUGUUGCAACUGACCAAUCUAUAUUAAAGAACAUGUUGACACAUGAUGCACGGAAUCGCGGUUAGCUCAUCGCAAAUAUUUUGUUUCAAUUGGGUUAGUGCUGUCGGUUUAUUUUUGUAUACAUGAUGUUCAAAAUCGUUCAAUAAAAAAUGAUAGAAAAUGUGGACUCCUUGGAGACGAUGGCAUGGCACCUCAAUGGAAAAUUAAUUUAUUGAGAAAAAUUUUUUCAACUAUGUAUAUGAACAUAUUUGAACGCAUCUUGUUGAUCCAGGUCCUCUUAUUAUAGCUUUCAAAUUCUGCUCAAUUUCAAGUGGGUUGCACACUUGCAAAUCUUCCUAAUGUCAAAUGGUUUGUAGGUUCUCUUCGCUUUGCUGAGACCUUGUCCGACCUGCUUGUUUCAUCACAGUUUUAGCGGAACCAGUUUGUUCGAAUUUUCUGACGCCUAAAUUAAUUAAAUUAAAUUGAGGUAUUGACUAAUACUUUAUAAAUCGUGUAAAUUGUAGUGCAAGGGAUGUAGGCACUGUACAAUAACAUAAGAAUCGUUACAAAAAAUGCGCUAUUCGCCUUCGAAGUCUUUCAUGGUGACUAAAAUUCCCAGAACUAACAUAUUGCUAGCAAACACUUGUCAGAGCUGGAUUUAUCAAGCAAAAGAAGCAAAAUAAGAAGGUGCUUAGGGUCUCAAGGGAAGAGGGCUGUACGAAAAGGUACUUAGGGCCUCAAGAAAAGGUGCAUAGAUCUCAUGGGAAAGAGCACCGCAAGAAUUUGUCCUUACCGUUACAAAAACUGAAAAAGAAAUAGUAAUAAUAAUUUUUAAAAUUGAACGUAAUACUGUAAACAUAUAUGACGGGGCACCAAAAUUUUUCAAAUGUAUAGGAGCUCUAAUCUAGAGCUGCCAUCUGCACACCUCUCUCCCAAAUGUUUUCUGUUUUUGUUUCAAGAAAAACAGAAUUGCCACUUUUAAAAAUUUAUAACCCACCUUGUUAUGCUAAGAUGUACUGUAACCUGAAAUGAAUUUCCAACAGUUAAAUUUUACGUAUCUCUAGAAAUACUGCAAAAUGAAAAUAAAUCAUUUAAUCCCAUUCCAUAUUCAACACGGACAUAUCAUUAGAAAAAUAUUAUUGACAAAGCAGUGAUUAAUUGCAUGGAAAGGUACAAAAGCAGUGUAAAAGAGAAGUGAAAACAAUAAAAAAAGAAUUAUUGAUAUCCUUUGCCACAUCGUCGUCAAAGGAUUCAGUGUAAUAAAAGAAGUAAAUGUAUCAGCCUGUUUCUGAAUUAAUAAUGGCACAAAUUUAUGAAUUAGAUAACAAAAUUUUAAAUAUUUCAAUUAACCCUAAUAAAAUAAAUUUUCAUAAUAAGUAACACAGCAGAAAAGCCUCAGGUUACUGGGAAGUAGUGCCUAAGCAAUAGAAAGCCAGUAUAACAACCUCUGCAUCAAAAAAAAAAAAAAAAAAAGUAUCAUAUAAUUUUUACUUUGUAUUUAUUUAUCAUUAUAUUUAGAUAUACAUGCAUUUAUAAUGUUUCACUACACAGAUUAAGCACAACAUCCCUUGCUUAAAAAAAAAUAAAAGAACUGUUUAAAGGGUGAAGUAGAACUUUCAGAGCUGUCUAUUAGUUUUGUUAAGUAUAUGUUCAAAUGCUCUCUUCGAUGUACUCUUUCUCAAUAUACAAUAUGUAAACUAUUGUACAAUUAGCACUGAUAUGUCUUUAUCAAAGCUCAGAAUAUUUUAUGAUCACUGCUGAAGUAGUUACAGAUACACUUUGCAAAAUAUUUUUCAAACAACAUUAAUAAUGGGUAAGACUAAAAAUUUGUUAUACGUUGCAUUUUUUUUUUUUUUUUAACUGACACUUCUCAUAGCCAUCUGUAGCUGGACUUAUCAGCUAAAAUGCCACCACCAUAUUUAGUAGGGAGUCUAAGGACAAAAUGGGAAGAUUUUGUGAGAAAAAUAGUUCCGAAAAUAGCCGAUAGAGGAAAAUAUUGCGCCGUUCCAGUAUACACAUAUGAAAAUUUACAUGAAACGCAGGUAAAAUGAUUGAAGGCAGUUAAAAUUUAUAAAUCUUUAAAAGUUUAUAUAAAUUGGCUUUCCCAUAACUUUCAUCAACACUCUUCUGUAUGCAACCUUCUUUUAUGAUUAAAAGAUUUAAAAUAAUUUCUCUGCUAUAUUAAAGGUCAUUUCUUCCUUCAAAUCAAGUCUUUCAUAAUUUCUGCUUCACAGAAGACAAGAAUUAUUUACUAACAUAAAUUUAUUUUCCUGGUGUAUGAUAAGUAGAUAAACAGUGAAGAUAUUUUUUUCAAUCUGCUUAUAAUUUAAUAAAAAAUAAUUAAUAUUCUUAUCAAUAAAGUAAUAUUAAUUUUCAAAUGGAGUUAUGAAACAAAAAUAUACGGAAAAAUUACCUUUCACGUCUACAGCACAUUAACAGGUCAUAUCAAUAUUAUCAUCAUGAAUUUAAAAAUUCAUUUCAAUCAUAUGAUAAAGUAUAAAAUUUUCUAGAACUUUUUGUCAUAGUUUCGAAGAUUAUCUGUAAUUCAGAAUAUUGACAGGGAGCCUAAAUAAUGUCAUGUCAUCUUCCAUCCAGCAUUAUAUUUCUGUGAUGAAUGUGGUAUGAAUAUAUUAUUUAAUACACCAUUAAAAUUUAUAAUUCUGCAUCAUUUUAUAUAUUGCUCUAUUACUUUAAAUAGCCUUUAUUACUUUCUUUUUUUUUCAUUGUUCUUUGUGUGUUCGAUAAUGUUAAAACAAAAAAUCAUUAUUAAUUGGACGGAACAGUAAACACAAUUAUUUCUAGCACAGCGUUUUGAAAAAUAUCUCCCAAAUUGUUUCAUUUAAAAUGAAUUAAUUAGUCGGUAUUCUCCCAACUGGUAAUUUACUGAAUUUCGUUAGUUAGUUAAUCAGUUUUAUACUAGAUGGCGCCACAUCUUUUUCAGAAUAUUUUAUUUUUAAAAGCAGUGCUUAUCGUUUCGCUCACAUGCAAUUCUUCGGUUGAAUUUGCGAAGACUUUUUAAAAUGUUGUCUUCAAAUUUUUGUUAUCAGUUUACCCAGAUUUAUCUCAAACAGAAAUUUAUUAUUUUUUAGUUUACAUUAUAAAGAGUUGAAAUAAGAAGCCAAUGAAAUAAAUUCAUUUUGUCUUUUUUUUCUAAUACUAUGCUUACAAACAACUAAAUAUAGCAAUACAAAAUUGAGUGUAUUUUGUCCUACCUCUUAUGUAUUUCAUUCACUAUAUGCGCGAAAUUCUUGAUAUGAUCUAUAUCCAUAACAUUUACGGGCCACUUUUAGUUAUAUUAACAUCGAGUAAUUCAUUGAAAUAUUCAAACCAGCUAAGCUAAAAAAAAAAAAAAACCUUUUAUUCGCACCCCGCAGCCGAAAAUACAGCAAAAGAAAUAAAUAUUUUACAAAACGUAACAAAUUAUUUAUAUUAGAUAAUAAUAAAUAUGAUCAUGCAAAUUUGAAUAAAAUGGCAGGAAAAAAGUGUAAAAACUAUUUUAGUGGCGCCACCUAUCGAUCUGUAAAAUAACUACACAGUUAAGUAAGGUAGAUUACCUACUGGGAGAAUAUAAAUCAGCCUUUUAUUUUCUCAAUGUAUAUAAACAUUGAGGCAUUUUUUUAAUCUGUUAUGAUAUUUAAAAUAUAAUAAACAUUUCAUUUUCUUAUCAAUUAAAUAAUACCAACUUUCAAGUAAAAACUUGCAAAAACUUUUAUCAUAAUUUUCAAGACCAUUUCUAAUGUACAUUUAGCAUGUUAAAUAAUGCAAUCCUCCAUCCAAAAAUAGUUAUUCAAGUAAAAUAAUCUGGAGAAAUGUUAGGCACAUAAUCUAAUUAAUUAGCAUAUAUUUAAUUUACUUUACAUAUUAGUGUAAGAAAUAUUAUCAAAUAAGGAAAUUUGAACUUUUCUGUUUUAGUUUUUGCAAAUUAUUGAAUUGCAUUAAAAGUAAAUUUAAGUUUUUAUACAAAUACCCAUUAUAAUAAAUAUCAGAUAAAUAAAAAUAAUGUUACUUAAUAUUCAUAACAGCGAUUAUUUUUAUCCAUAAAUUACUCAAAUGCAUGCCACAGAAAUUUGUUUCUUAUUAUCUUCUUGAUUAUUUCUCAAACACAAAAAUAUAUGUGCCUAAUAUGUCCAAGAAUGCAAAUGCAGUUUACUUAUUAGUUUAGUUAGUUUUAAAUGCAAUUUAUCAAUACAAUUUUUAUUUCAUAUUAUUGUAGAUAUAGAUCUUUAUAUUUAGGAGCCAGAUUACUAAGAUUAAUCAUUAUUACAUGCAUAAACUAAAGAACGAUCUAAUCUAGUACUGAUAAUUCUUGAUUAUUGUAUUCUUUUCCUUUUAUUUCUUUUAUUCAUAUUAAUGAAUAGCUGGAAAUAUAUAUUAUCUACCUCAAAAUAUGGACAAAGAACUUUAUUACAAUAAAAUGGAUAAACAAGAAAUGAAUGUGCCAGUAUAUUUUUCCAUUCACGCUUAACAAAAUUCACAAAGAAACUGAAAAACAUUGAGUACAUUUUCUUUAAAUUAUAACAACAUUUAAGCCAUUUAAAUGUUCACUAUAGAAAGAACACAGUCUGCAAUUAAAUUUAAAAUCAUUAACUAAUAUAAAAUUUUAUAAAUUAGCUUUCACUCCAAACAAUUCUACAGAAAUUUGUCUUGUAAAAUAGUAAUUUCAAGAGUAUGCUACUCUAUUGAUGUUUUAUACAAACAAUGUAAAUAAAUUUACACCAGGAUUACCAGAAAUAUAUGUUCUUAUUACCGAUAAAUCAAUAAACAUUUUAAUGUUUAUUCUGCAAAAUAAAGAAUGCACAGCUAAAGGUUUGAAUGAAAAAUUAUUUAUUUACAGAUAAUUAACAAGUGGUCGAUGGAAUACAAUGAUAAACUUGAGUUGCAUCAAAUUUGAUAUUGCACACAAUUUUGAAUGUGAACUAUGCAAAUGAUUCACAAAUACAAAAAGAAAUAGAAAUGAUGCUCAUUUAAGAAAACUAUGUAUAACAUAUAAAAGUUUAUAAGUGUAAAAAGAAAAGCAUUCUUACUGAACAAAUAAAGUUUUGAAGAAUGCAUAUCAAAAGAUGUUAAAUAAAUUUAUCAGAAAAUAUAUCUAUUUAAUCUCAAAUGCACUUAUCACAUACUUAUUUGUAAGUCAUAUAUUUUUAGAAUAAAAAAAUGAAUUUAUCUUGGCAAGGAACUGUGAUAACAGCAAAAUCUCACACAUUUAUAAGACCAUGAUACACACAAAUUUAAUGAAAAAAUAAAUAAAUUAGGGACUGUAAUUGGGACAUACAAUUUACAAUAGUUUACAAUUCCACCAUUUUUAAACUAUUAAACAUUAUCUAAAGAUAUAACAAUGCAUUUCUACUGAAUCAGUUAAAACUGUAAUACAGUCAAUUUUCUGCAAAAUAUCUCCUGGCAGUAAAUACUUUUUUUUUUUUUUUUUUUUUUUUUUUUCAUGAACACUUUUCACUGAAAAAUUACACUGGUGAAAAUUAACUUUUAUUUCAACAAUUUGAAACAUUUUUUUAGGAAAAAUCAUGAACUUCUGUAAAACACCUUUACAGUAAAACCAUGAAUGAAAUAUCAAUUUUAAAAAUAAUACAAAUCCUAUUAAAUGCAUGUUACAUUAUGUUACAAAAUAUUAUGAGUAUACUGCUAUAUAGAUUAAGAUAAAUUAUUUUUCUCAAAUACUUUUUUAAAAGAAUUUUAGAAGUAUGACACAUUAUAAAAAAUAAAACAGAAAACUAUGAUUUUGUUUCUUUUGUGACAGAAAAAGUAAUUAAUUAAUUAUUGUUUAUUAAAACCACACAUAUAUAGAAUAAAUUUCAUUUUUAAUUUCAGCGCGAAUUGAUGUGUAUUUGAUAAAAGUGUAUAAAUAAUAAAUUCUAUUCAAUAUAUUUGGCAAAACUGUUCUUCUCUUAGAUAAUGAAAUAGAAGACAAAUAAUUUAAAGAUUAUGACUAGAAAAAGCACUAUUUUCAGGAACAUAAGGCAUCAAUUACAAAUAUGCUGCAUUAUAAGAUAGACAAUUUUAUAAACUAUAUAGAAUAUACAUAUGCACUUCAAAUCAGAUAUUCAUUAAAUUAGAGAUUAAGAAUAUAAUUACAAGUUAUUGAUUAGUAAAUUAAUUUUAAUUUAAAAAAAAUACAUUUGUACUUUUAGAGCUAUUAAACAAUUUUUGCUUCCUUCACAAAUAGCUUAUUGCUGUUAUUAUGGUUAUAUUAUUAUCUGAAAAAUUUCCAAAAACAGCACUGUAUAGAUAAAUAUAUAUUUAAAAUAUAAAAACCGCUAUAAAAUACUCUGUAUAAGAAUUGUUAUCAAGUAAGUACUUGAUUCUUUUUCUUUCAUCUUCAGAGAUAGGAAAAACAAAUAACAGAAUAAAAUAUUUUCAUCAAGCCAAUAUCUAGUUUUUCUAACAUUAUUAUUAGAUUAAGAAAAUUGUGAUGCUUUGAAAUUUUUAAGAGUUAAUACUUAAAAAAAAAUACUCUUAAGGCUACUUACUUUUUAAGUCAAUAAGUAAAUAUAAAUUAAUGUAAAGCUUUAAAUAAAGCACUAAAAUAAAUAUGGCAGUUCUAAAAAUAAAUUUUUUUGGCCCAAUUUUUUUUUUAAAGUAAUGCAAAAGAAUUUUUUUUCAUUAUAUUUUCAAGUAUUGUUUAUGCAAUUUACCACACUCAAUUGCUACAUUAGUAUACUUAACUUGUUAUCAGAGCUCCAUAAUGUUUGUAAUUUACUAUCCAUAUACAUUGCUGUACUGCUUUUAAAUAAUAAAAAGGAGAGCUGUAAAAAUUAUAGAUAUGCAUUCUCAUUAAUAACCUGAAACAAAACUCUUUCUGUACAUCUCAAAAUGGCAGUGCAUAGUAAAUGACAAAAAUAAACUGAGUAUUCUACGAUUUGCAUUAAUAAUGACUUGAAAAAGGGAGAAAAAUCUUUGGCUAAAAAUCAAACAAACAGAGAACUAUAGAUAGCACAUACACUAACAGAGAAUACGCAUCAACAGUAAGACACAAGGAACAAAUACUUUUAAAAACUCUAACUCUCAUUUCUUAACAAAAAAUUUCAGUUUUUAACUAAAAAUAUAUUUUUAUUUAUAAUGCAUUACUUAUAAUAGCAUUUAAGGGAACAUAAAUUAAUUUCCUGAGUAUAAACAAAAUGCUACCACAGCAGAUCAUAAAAAAUAAUGGAUUCACCAAGGUUUAAAUUUCAGAUUUCUAAUACAAAAAGGGCAGAACAGAAAACAGGUAUAAAUAGAAAAUAUUAAACAAUGAAGAGACUGUUUUAAAACAAUAGCAAGAUGAAUUAAAUUUAAAGUAAGAAAAAAAAAAAAAAAAAAACUACGUUGCACAAUUUUAUGAUGACAAAGGUGUUAUGCAUAUGCAUAUAUAAAUUCAGCUAAAAUUGUUUUAAAAACGUCUACAAAAUAAAAGUCUGGUUUAUAGUUGAAAGUUGCCCUGUACAAUCGCUAUUUCAGCUUAACAUGUUUAAAACAUUAAAUAUUUAUUUAAUCAUUACAUUUUAUACAGAAGAAAGUUAAGUUUUAACUUAAAAACAUGGAAUUUUAUUUGCAGUAAAGACUUAAAUAGCAUCAUCAAAACAACUAAAAUUACAUAAUUAUAUCAAAUUUAUUUACAUUGUAGAGAAACAAAGAAAAGCAAGCUCAUGUAAAUUAAUAAAUGCAGGAUGUUAACUUAAACAAUUUAAUUCUUACAGUUUUAAUUUAAAUUUCAUAACUUGAAACAAAUUCAGUUUUAAAAGCAUGCACAACACAUUAAAAAUAUCUACCAGAAAAACGAAAUUGUUUUACAUUCAUAAACAAAAAUGCAACAUCUACAAAUUAGGAAGCAAAACAGAUAUAUCAUAAAACAAAAUACUACUUGUUAUGAAAGUAAUUUUUGAAUGAUAUAAUAUUUUUAAUGCAGUUUUACAAUUAUAAAUUAUGCAGCUUGCAUUUAAGUAAUUAGUAAAUUAUUAUUUUUGGUAUUCUAAAUUGUGUGGCAAGUUUAUAUAAAAAAAAAAAAAAAAAAAAAAAAAAAAAAAAGAACAAAGAGAAAAUUCUUAUUCUAUACAGGCAGAUAGCAUUAUAUAAUAAAAUUUGAUUCAAAAUAUUGCACAUUAAUUUCUACAGCAGCAAUAUGAGAACUGUCAUAUUCAAGAACUUUCAACUGCUAUAAUUUAGAAAUUCCUUUUGUUCUUAGUAUUUGAACAUUUACAAAAAGUACUAUUUAUAUCUACUGGGUCAUAUUUUGUAAAUAUUUAAAAUAGAUAAGUAUGCAAAUUUUUCACUUUAAUGUAGUAUGAAUAUAAAAAUAAAAUUUUUUAAAAAAAGUUAAAAUGUAAAUAAAAAAUAACAUGAAGUUUGUACAGCAAACAUGAACUGUAUAUAUAGCUAUAUGCAAAAAAUGUAAUAAAUUUUGCUCGUAUAAUAAGUAGUAUGUGGGUAAGGUAUGAGAUUCUAAAAAAAGCAAUAUUCAAAUUAUUUAAUAUAAAAAAAUUAAAAUACUUGUUCCUUCAAAUUACUUUGGCACUGAUGUUGGCAUACAUGUUGGAUUAAAAAAAAAAAAAAAAAAAAAAAAAAAA
Molecule: messenger RNA, 9599 nt
Organism: Stegodyphus dumicola
Lineage: Eukaryota; Metazoa; Arthropoda; Arachnida; Araneae; Eresidae
Product: nose resistant to fluoxetine protein 6-like
Molecular function (GO): acyltransferase activity, transferring groups other than amino-acyl groups
Source: RefSeq, a predicted model, not a curated record